AAUAUACGCAAAGAAAUUUGUUUUUUAUAAAGAAAAGAGAUAAAGAUAAAUUAUUUGGUCAUCAUAUUGUAGAAUAGUACUUGAUUUUGCUUGGUGUUAGUUUACAUGGUGUCAGUCAAUAUUAUGUCGGGUCUCGUCGUUUAAAGUCAAUAACUAAACGUAAAGGCAAGACAAGAUUUUGCAGACGAGUGAUGUUCCAUUUCUUUUUCUGAAUACAGAGAUGUAAAGGGAUGUCCAUGGACGAAGAAAUACAUUUUAAAUCAGUCAUAGAUACAGAUUUCAAGCUUUCAAUUCUCGACAGACUAAAUAGUCUAAGGAAAGAAAACGUCCUUUGUGAUGCCGUGAUUCAAAUUGGUGGCAAGACCCAUCCAGUUCAUAAAAAUGUUCUUUGCGCCGCGAGUCCGUUCUUUCGUGGCUUAUUUACCAAUGACAUGCAGGAAAAGAACCAGGAACACAUCGAAUUGCAAGUUAUAAGUGGCGAUGUUGGCGAAGAAGUAAUUUCUUUUAUGUACACGGGUGCAAUCAAAGUGGAGAAGGAGAACGCUCAAGACAUUGUCAUGGCUGGGGAUUUUUUACUGAUCCCAAGUUUAAAGUCGGCUGCUGCUAGAUUUCUCGAGGCAACAUUGAACGCGGAAAACUGCGUUUUUUUGAGGGACUUUGCCAUCAGAUACAAUUGUAGUGCCUUGGGAGAAGCGGCAAACUGUUUAAUUGAUCGGAGCUUUGUUGAUAUUUCAAGAGCCAGCUAUUUUAGGGAACUGAGUUAUGAAACAGUUGUCGAAUUGGUGUCUCGUAAUGAGAUUAAUGUGUCAAAAGAAGAAGAAGUGUUGACUGCUAUUUUUCGCUGGAUUAAGCAUGAACCAAUAGCACGUAAGCAAUACAUACACUCCUUGAUUGGGAAAGUGCGUAUGUUCUCUCUCUCCAAGUACACCAUCCAGGAAUGUUUGUAUGAGGAAAAUUUGAUUUUUGAAGACCCUAUUUGUACACAGAUGUUCAUUGAGGGAUUGCAAAUACAUCUUUUUCCAGACAGCAUGUUGAAUAAGCUCAUCCGCCCACGUGACUCUCUCUGGGAUACAGCCUUUAUGGUGGUGAUUUCUGGAGGUCACAGUGCCCCCAUGAAACCCAUCCCUCACUUAUUGGCAUAUGAUUUGAUUUCUGGUGUCUGGUAUCACUUUCCAUCCAGCAACCUAAGUGUGCCUCGGACAAGACACUGUGCUACAGUUUGUGAAGGUUACCUCUAUAUUUUAGGUGGCACGCCCUGCCAGAUCAUGGAGAAAUUUGACCACCGCUUAAAGAGUUGGAGUCAUGACUUUAGUGACAUAGACAAUCCUGUUAUGCAUGCAGCUGUGGUUACCCACAAGGAGAAGAUCAUUCUGAUUGGUGGGGAAAACCGAUUGAAUGAGGCUAGCAAUGUGUUAAGCAUUGUCCAGGAAUAUGACCCAAAAGUGAACAAAUGGCGAUAUCUGGCCAAAAUGAAAUGUGGCCGUGCAGCUCACAUUGCUGCUUUAAUUGGUGACCAUAUAUAUGUGGCAGGUGGGUUUGGGGAUAAAAGUGUCCAUGGGUGUGGUGAGAAAUACAGCAUUGAGACAAAUGAGUGGGUCGGCAUUGCAGACAUGCAAUCUAGGCGUCGGUUUGCUGCAGGCUGUGCCAUUAAUGGUAAACUAUUUGUAGCUGGAGGAUAUCACGCUGAGGACUGGAUUGCAUACUCUAGUUGUGAGAUAUACAACCCUGCUAGUGACCUUUGGUGCAUGGUGUCUAAUAUGCCCGAGCCUAGGGCUGCCUGUGGAGUAGUUAAAAUUGAAGGGAGUGUUUUCCUUUUCGGAGGUGAAAAUGGUGGUAGGCCAAAUGAUAAGCUAGGCAGUGUAGUGCAGUACAGUGUUGAUAAUGAUAGCUGGGAGUUGCAGAGACCCAUGCCAGAAGUUCGGUCUUGUCUACAGGCUUGUACAGUGUACCUUCCAAGACAGACAUUUCUUACUCUAGAACCUAAAUCAGAUGAAGAGUUGUUUCUUUAAUUUUAGAACUGUUACCUUAAAAUUUUGUAGUCAAAACUACUGUUAAAGUUAGAUCUCUUGGGUGCCUCUCAUCUUUUUUUCUCUAUGAAUUGGUGGGGGUAGGUAUUUCAAAUCCAACUUUUUACUGGCUUUGAAACUAGUUAUAUAGGCCCUUUUGUUGUAUGUGUCCGACCUGUAUAACAGAUGUUUAAGCAGUGUAGCAGAUGUUCAUUUUAAUUUGUAACACCGGAGUGUCAAUCCAUCUUACAAUUACAAAAGCUCUAUUUGUUGUUCAAAUUUUGAAUAUCACAUGAAAAAAUCAUGAUCCCCUGACAACUAUAUAUUUUUCCAGAAUAAUAAGAUAUUUGAUAAUGUUUACACUUGCAUAAUGCUAUUUGUUUUCUACUCCAAGGGGAAGUUUUGCACAUGUGGUAGGGCAUAUUCUUUUAUAAGAUAGCCUAGAAUUGAAGGAGGCUAUAGAGAUGUUACAGUUAUAUAAUUUUGAAGGCAUUAGGUAGCAAAACAAUCAAAGAAGUAUAUAAAGUUCAAAUAUAUCUGUUUUUUGCAAAUAUGGUACUCGAGGUACAUAGGAAAAUGGAACCCUGCAGUUUGCUUUGACGGUAGUUAAUGAACAUUUAUUGUAAAAUAACUUUAAUAAAGAGCAGACUGGAGA
Molecule: messenger RNA, 2661 nt
Organism: Nematostella vectensis (starlet sea anemone)
Lineage: Eukaryota; Metazoa; Cnidaria; Anthozoa; Actiniaria; Edwardsiidae
Product: kelch-like protein 12
Exons: 1
Coding region: 231-2009 (592 amino acids)
Molecular function (GO): protein binding
Source: RefSeq, a predicted model, not a curated record